AUGUCACCCAGCGGCGGAGACGACCCAGAAGCUGGCCGCUUCGCCACCUCCAGGAAGAUCAGCCCCAGAAGCCCGAAGCCGAACUGGACAGACCUCGCAGGCGAAUCGUCGCUUGCCUCUGGGCAGGCAGGACAAAGGGCGCACUGCGACGGGAAACAUAACGCGCCUCCACCGCCGCCGAAGUGCAGGCUGACAAAUAGACGAGCGGUGGCGAUGAGCCGUCACUCCCCUGCCUCCGCGCCCAUUCGCUGGCUUCCACGGCCGAGGGUGCGGUCGGCGAGAGCGGCUCCCACGGCGCAGUCUGCCACCACCAGCGCGCAACGCCUGUGGCACUGA
This is a messenger RNA of Prorocentrum cordatum, 336 nucleotides long. NCBI's taxonomy places the organism in Eukaryota, Dinophyceae, Prorocentrales, Prorocentraceae. The record is from the annotation of a GenBank genome assembly.